AUGAGUCAGGGCAUGGGUUACGUUAAGAGCAGUCGUCGCAUUCGAGAAAUUACUGCUCGUGUUAGUGAACGGCGCGGUUAUAUUCCUCAGCACCCCCCCGUGGAACGAUACCGGGCUCCCGUCGAAUCACAUUGGAGUCUCGUCGGCGAAAAUGACUUCCUUUGUCUUUGUGUUUUCCUUUAUGUGGAUGGCGAUGUGGAUGGCGAUGUGGACGUGGACGUGGAUUUAGAUGUAGACACUUCGGGGGUUGUGGAUGGAGACGUCUUUGGUGGUUCAGAUGGAGACGUCUUUGGUGGUUCGGACGGAGACGAGUGUGGAGGUGUGGUCGAGGGUACUGUUGUCAAGGUGCUAGGGCUAGAGCCUGGGUUUGAGCUUGGAGGACUAGGUGUGGAAGCUGUGGAAGUUGACCCGGUUGUACGGGUGCUGGGGAUGAAGGGAGUCGAACUCUUGGAAGUACUUUGCGAUCCUGGGUUGGUUGUGCUUGCACUUGCACUUGCACUUCCACUGCCACUGCCUGUUGCACUGCUGGAAGGAUUGCUCGAUCCUCCUCCACCUGAUGAGCCUCCAGAGGUUGAGGGUCCUCCUCCACUACCACCUCCAGGACUGCUGCUUCCUCCUCCAGCACCACCUCCACCCGCUCCACCUCCACCUGGAUGUCCACCUCCUCCUGGGUUUCCACCACCUCCUCCUUCUCCUGGGUUUCUACCGCCUCCAGGUGAGCCUCCUCCUCCUCCUCCUCCUCCUCCGGAUGAACCACCCCCGGCACCACCGCCAGAUGUUGGACAGCUAUUUACUGUCACUGUCACUGUAGAUACAGACGCAGUUGCAGUCGGACAGAAUGGGGCACAGAAAGAAGAGAUCGGGCAGUUAGAUUCACCAGAGCUACCACCGCCAGGAGAUGUGCCUCCACCAGGGCUCGUUCCUCCACCAGGGCUAGUUCCUCCUCCAGGUGAUGUGCCACCGCCAGGGCUUGUACCUCCCCCUGGGGACGGACCACCGCCAGGAGAGGUACUGCCGCCUGGUGCACCAGUAGACCCGGUUGAACUUGAACAGGGAUUUCCGGUCUCUUCAGUAGGGGGGGAUUCAGUAGCGGAAGCAAUGGCUGAACUCAAGGCGCUCGUGUGA
This is a messenger RNA of Penicillium manginii, 1125 nucleotides long. RefSeq lists its product as uncharacterized. The record is from RefSeq and is a predicted model, not a curated record. The transcript has 2 exons. Bases 1 to 1125 code for a protein of 374 amino acids. NCBI's taxonomy places the organism in Eukaryota, Fungi, Ascomycota, Eurotiomycetes, Eurotiales, Aspergillaceae.